Messenger RNA from Oncorhynchus nerka (sockeye salmon), 3914 nucleotides. RefSeq names its product neuralized E3 ubiquitin protein ligase 1B (gene neurl1b). The record is from RefSeq and is a predicted model, not a curated record. The transcript has 7 exons. Gene Ontology annotation, cellular component: early endosome. Gene Ontology annotation, molecular function: ubiquitin protein ligase activity. Gene Ontology annotation, biological process: ubiquitin-dependent endocytosis. Bases 378 to 2213 code for a protein of 611 amino acids. Lineage: Eukaryota; Metazoa; Chordata; Actinopteri; Salmoniformes; Salmonidae.
GAGAGAGAGAGAGAGAGAGAAAGAGAGAGAGAGAGAGAGGGAGAGGGAGAGGUAGAGAGAGAGAGGGAGAGACAGAGAGAGACAGAGAGAGAGAGAGAGAGAGAGAGAGAGAGAGAGAGAGACAGAGGGAGAGGGAGAGGGAGAGGUAGAGAGAGCAGCCUGCCUGAUCGUCACAUUUCUUGCAGAGAUAACAUUACAGAGAAUGUCCAUGCUUCUUUAAGGAGACUCAGCGCUGUUCAAAGGUUCAGAAAUACCCAGACUAAAAGGCCAAUAAGUAGCUCUUUGACAGACCAUAUUGGACAUACAUAAAUGGAUGGACAAAGAGAUAUUGCAUUCAGAAUUCACUUGUCAACCAGUGAGACUCGUCAGUGGAUAUAAUGGGCAACACAACACAUAAACCUUUAGAAGAUGUGACUCUACAGCCCGACCCUGUGGUGAGCAGGCAGUUCUUCACUCUGCACGGUGGCAGCGGUGGGGGAGGAGGUGGCAGGGGUUCGGUGGUAGAGAGGCGGACGUCGGCCCCCCCAGUGAUCCUCAGUCUGGAGUCGCCCAGGUUCCACCCUCAGGCCAAGGGGAAGAACAUCAGGCUGGACGGUCAGCUGAGACGAGCUACCAGGAAGAACAGCUUCUGCAACGGAAUCACCUUCAGCCAACGACCUGUUAAUCUCUAUCAGAAGGUUCGUCUGCGUCUGUCCGGUGUACACAACGGCUGGAGUGGUGCUCUGCGGUUCGGUUUCACCAGUCUGGACCCGAGCGAGCUCAACUCCUCCAACAUCCCCAAGUACGCCUGUCCGGACCUGGUGACGCGGCCGGGUUACUGGGCCAAAGCCCUGCCGGAACGCCUGGCGAUCCGCAACAACGUCCUGUCCUUCUGGGCCGACAGACACGGCCGUGUGUUCUACAGUAUCAACGAGGAGGAACCCAUCCUCUUCCACUGUGGUCUGAGUAUAGGAUGUCCGCUCUGGGCCAUCAUAGACAUCUAUGGCCUCAUCCAGGAGGUUACACUGCUAGAGAGCAAGUUUGCAGAGAGUGUCGGGUCCAGUUGUCUGUCUGCGGCCCGUCUCAGUGCCUACCUCCCUCAGAGCAGCCACGACUCCGCAAACUACAACAACAACCAGCUAGAGAACAACCAGGCCGCAGCGAAGAUGGCCACGUUACAGCUCAACAACAAAGCCACUGCGAAGAUGGCCACUGCGAACUACAGCUCAAAUUCUCUCAACAACUACAGCCAGAUGAUCCCCUGUUGUACCACAUCUUCCUCCUCCAUAACAUCAUCAUCAUCCGUCCCAUUCUCCACCCCGAGGUUGGUCCGAGCUGGGCUCCCCUCGCCGCUCGACACCGACCUCCACUUCCAUCCAGUCCGUGGCCCGGACGUCAUCCUGUCAGCUGACCGCUCUGCAGCGUGUAUCCACUUCCUUGAGUCUUCGAGGACUCUUGUGUUCUCAGAUCGCCCACUAAGGGUCAGGGAGACGCUCUACGUCGAGGUCGGUCAUCUCGGCCUGCCCUACUUCGGGGCGCUCCUUUUCGGACUGACCUCCUGCGAUCCGGGGUCCCUCCAUGCUGGGGAACUUCCUGCCGACCCAGAGGUGCUGCUGGACAGGAAGGAGUACUGGGUGGUGUACCGCGGCUUCCCCAUGCCCUGCUCCGGGGACGUUCUGUCCUUCAGCCUGACACCCAGCGGUGAGGUGCAUCAUGGGGUCAACGGGGCGGCCAGAGGGAGGCUGCUGUGUGUCGAUUCAUCACAGAAACUCUGGGCCUUCUUUACCCUGCAUGGAGCGGUCAACAGACUCAGGAUACUGGGCACGCUCCAGUCCAGCCCUUCCUUCCUUUCCUCCCAGACCAGUAGUAGCAGUAGUAGUCCAGACGACAGUGAUUCUGACCUGGCCUUCAGCGUCAACAGAUCCUCCUCCGAGUCCUCCCUGGUGACGGCCCCCAGCUCCCCUCUCAGCCCCCCUGUCUCCCCCACGCUGUCUCCCCCACCCUGUCUCCCCCACGCUGUCUCCCCCACCCUGUCUGCCCCAGAGCUGCCUUCUGGUGGUAAGAAGGGGGAGUGCACCGUCUGUUUCGACCAGGAAGUGGACACGGUCAUCUACACCUGCGGACACAUGUGUCUGUGUAACAACUGUGGGCUAAAGCUGAAGAGACAAGUGAAUGCCUGCUGUCCUAUCUGCCGCAGGCCCAUUAAAGACGUCAUCAAGACAUACAGACCAUGAGAGGACUGGGACAUUACUGGGACAUUACUGGGACAUUACUGCAGCAGGCCUAUUAAAGACGUCAUCAAGACAUACAGACCAUGAGAGGACUGGGACAUUACUGGGACAUUACUGCAGCAGGCUUAUUAAAGACGUCCCAUUAAAGACAUCAUCAAGACAUACAGACCAUGAUGUCUGGGACAUUACUGGGACAUUACUGGGACAUUACUGCAGCAGGCCCAUUAAAGACAUCCCAUUAAAGACAUCAUCAAGACAUACAGACCAUGAUGUCUGGGACAUUACUGGGACAUUACUGCAGCAGGCCCAUUAAAGACGUCCCAUUAAAGACAUCAUCAAGACAUACAGACCAUGAUGUCUGGGACAUUACUGGGACAUUACUGGGACAUUACUGCAGCAGGCCCAUUAAAGACAUCCCAUUAAAGACAUCAUCAAGACAUACAGACCAUGAUGUCUGGGACAUUACUGGGACAUUACUGCAGCAGGCCCAUUAAAGACGUCCCAUUAAAGACAUCAUCAAGACAUACAGACCAUGAUGUCUGGGACAUUACUGGGACAUUACUGCAGCAGGCCCAUUAAAGACGUCCCAUUAAAGACAUCAUCAAGACAUACAGACCAUGAUGUCUGGGACAUUACUGGGACAUUACUGCAGCAGGCCCAUUAAAGACGUCCCAUUAAAGACAUCAUCAAGACAUACAGACCAUGAUGUCUGGGACAUUACUGCAGCAGACAUUGUCUAGAGCAGGGAUAUUCAACUCUGACCCUACGAGAUCUGGAGUACUGCUGGUUUCCUGUUCUACGUGAUAAUUCAUUUCACACCUGUUGUCCCAGGUCUAAAUCAGGCCCUGAUUAGAGGGGAAUCACCCACCUGUUGUCCCAGGUCUAUAUCAGUCCCUGAUUAGAGGGGAAUCACCCACCUGUUGUCCCUGGUCUAAAUCAGUCCCUGAUUAGAGGGGAAUCACCCACCUGUUGUCCCUGGUCUAAAUCAGUCCCUGAUUAGAGGGGAAUCACCCACCUGUUGUCCCAGGUCUAAAUCAGUCCCUGAUUAGAGGGGAAUCACCCACCUGUUGUCCCAGGUCUAAAUCAGUCCUUGAUUAGAGGGGAAUAUUUUUUUUUAAAGCAGUGGAACUGGCUUUGAGGUCCAGAUGUAUAUUUGAAGGUUAUAGAGACAGACUGGACACCAUUGCAACAGGCGCAUCAAGGUCAUCAUUAAGCCUGACCAUCCAUGAGAGGACAAACUACUGGGACAGGGCUCUGUCUGCACCCCAGAGACGUCUCUUACCAAACUGGACACUCUACACUACGGCAGGUCCAUCACGGACCUCCCACAUCAAGACAUAUUGGCCCUGAUAGACUGGACACACUCUCUCUCUCUCUACCCGAGACUCUCUCUCUCUCUCUACCUGAGACUCUCUCUCUCUACCUGAGACUCUCUCUCUCUACCUGAGACUCUCUCUCUCUACCCGAGACUCUCUCUCUCUCUCUACCUGAGACUCUCUCUCUCUCUACCCGAGACUCUCUCUCUCUCUCUACCCGAGACUCUCUCUCUCUCUCUCUCUCUCUACCCGAGACUCUCUCUCUCUCUCUCUACCUGAGACUCUCUCUCUCUACCCGAGACUCUCUCUCUCUCUCUCUACCCGAGACUCUCUCUCUCUCUCUCUCUACCUACCUGAGACUCUCUCUCUCUACCCGAGACUCUCUCUC